UUAAGAUACACUGUCUUCUUUCCCGCUAAUUGCUUCUCCGAGAGCUUGUAUGAAUUAGGCCUUAGGCAGAGCUGCAUUAUCCAGACCAUGAUCACCAAUCUGAACCGACCGGCCAUUGUGCCAGGGGUAAUUGUCGCAUACCUUUUCGCUCCAAAUCAUGUUCUCUGUCUGCUGAACAAGGAGUCUUCGCAGCCGAGACUACCACUCCAUGAGUAAACACCGCUCGAUCACUUGAUCAUCGAGGAACGUGAUCUGCUUUACGAAUGCCUUGGCUUCAGUUGCAUGUGGUUAUCGACUUCCCCAAAUUUAUCGCCCAAGACUGCCUAAGCUGACGCAUUUCUGCAUCGGAGACUUGACGGGGGUACGAAGACAUUGAUUUCGCUGCUAUUUGCUGGCUUCGUUGAGAUCAUCUCCAUCACAGAACACUCAAGAAGCAUUCCCCGCAACUAUGGCCACCAUUCACCCGUUUUUCAAAUCCCCUUUCUUCAACUUCGAGUACCUCCGGCUCUUGGCAAUGGCACCACACGAAGGCGCCGAGAUAGGAGAGUCACUGGAAGCAGCGGCCAAAAUCAAGGAUCUAGAUCCUGAGUCAUGGUACAGCGCCUUCCUUGACGUUGGCAACAAAGUCGAAGACAUUGCAAAGGAGGCUGAGCAGGCAGGUGACCGUGUAGGCGCGCGUCGCGCCUACUUGCGGGCAUCUAACUACCUCCGUGCGGCCCAGUUCAUGUUGAAUGAGGGCCCUAUCGGACAAGACCGGCGCGUUCUUCUCACCAUCGAGCGCGCUAUCGCGGAUUUUCGGAAGGGCGUCCAGUACCGCAACGGGAAGACGUUCUUUUUGAAGAUUCCCUACGAAAAUGGGCUCAAAUUGCCCGGGUACCUCUACCUGCCUGAGAAUUCCAGGCGUAUUCCCGGCCGCAAGAUCCCCAUCCUGCUAAACUCGGGCGGGGGGGAUUCUACGCAGGAGGAAAUCUACUUUGUAAAUCCGGCGUUUGGGCCAGAGGUCGGUUAUGCAGUCGUCACCUUCGAGGGACCAGGUCAGGGAAUAGUGCUCCGUCGCCACAAGCUGCCGAUGCGUCCGGACUGGGAGGUCGUCACAGGCGCGGUCUUGGAUCACCUCUUUGACUUCGCGAAGAGCCAUCCAGAGCUUGACCUUGACCUUGAUCACAUUGCUGUUACUGGCGCAUCUAUGGGCGGUUACUUUGCACUACGCGCAGCUGCCGACGAGCGCAUCAAGGCAUGCGUCAGCGUCGACGGAUUUUAUAGUCUGGCAAGUUUCGUCGGCGGCAGAAUGCCAGGGCCUCUCUUCAGGGGUUUCAUGAACGGCUGGCUGUCCGACGGUGUAUUUAACGCGAUCCUGAGGUUUCUGCAGAGACUCGACUUCCAGGCACGCUGGGAAUUCAAUCAUUUGAAGUGGGCGACAGGUACUACGACGGAGUCCGACAUCAUGCGGAGUUUCACCGACUACACGUUGCUCAACCCAGACGGGACAGAGUAUCUGGCCAGUGUGAAGUGUCCCACGCUAGUAACCGGCGCAGGAGCAAGCUGGUUGUUUGAUCCUGCAACCACAACUGACAAGAUCUAUGACUGCCUGACGAGUCUUCAAUCCGGCUUGGACAAGGAAAAGUGGAUCGCCGAUGAUAUAAUCCAUGGAGGAUUACAGGCCAAGGUCGGUGCUUUCGGCUACUCGGCGCAAAAGACGUUCCAGUGGCUAGACGCCAGAUUUGGGAUUGAGCGGGAACCGUUGGAUGCGGAAUCAGAUUUGAGUGUGCUGAUCAAGAUUUAGGCUUGUGCGAGUAAUGCAUUGU
Molecule: messenger RNA, 1805 nt
Organism: Pseudomassariella vexata
Lineage: Eukaryota; Fungi; Ascomycota; Sordariomycetes; Amphisphaeriales; Pseudomassariaceae
Product: alpha/beta hydrolase
Exons: 1
Coding region: 449-1783 (444 amino acids)
Source: RefSeq, a predicted model, not a curated record